AUGUCGAAGUGUAAGCGGUGCCUGCAGAACCUAAACGGCCCGGCGUUUGACCUGAAAGCCGUCCAGGAGGCGCAGCACACGUUCCUCGAGGAGGAGUCGGUGUGCAACGCCGCCCAAGCCUACCCGAUGAGCGACAUCACCUCGCUCCUAGCGGUCGGCUCGUGGAAGGACGCCUCUAAUCCGGAACUGCUCAAGGCGCACAACAUCCGCUACGUCCUCAACGUUGCGAAGGAGCUGAUCCCGACGGAGGAGAAGAUGAUUGCGCAGAACAACGACAUUGUGUCCGAGUGGAUCCCGAUGAGCGACUCGCACACACAGGAUGUCUCUGAGCACCUGAUCAAGGCAUUUCGCUUCAUCGAGCGCGCGCGCAGUGAGCACUCUCGUGUGCUCGUACACUGCCGCCGUGGUAUAUCCCGCAGCGCCGCCAUUAUCGUUGCCUACCUCAUGGCGUCCGAGCACCGCAGCUACGAAGAAGCCCUGAAGUUUGUGACGGAGCGGCGGAGCUGCGUUUCGUUGAACUUGGCGUUCCAGGAGCGUCUGUCCGAGUUUGUGCCCAGCAGCGAGUUCUUCCACGGCCCCCCAACACAGCAGCAGCAGCAGCAACCUGAGACUGCAUCUCCCCCCUCCACAUCCUCUUUCAACUCCCUGCUGCCCACGCUUGCUGGCGUCGCAUCGCGCACGGACAGCGGCCACGCCAGCCACUCUACUCAGCCGCAGCCCGUGCAGGAGUCAGACCAACCGCUGCUGCUGCCGCCGGAGUAUCAUAGCGUGACGAACAGCAGCCGCGCCAGAAGCGGCGUGCACACCGCGCUGUCGCAGAGCCUCGGGCCGCUAAAGAUGGGCAAGCAGGCGCGCGUGUCGUGUUCAGCGACCUCCACUUCAACCUCGGCAUCGACGCGAGUCACCUCCGGCAAGUCCGGCAAGUCGACGUCGCUCGAGAAGACGUCCAGGUCGCAUGCCCCACCGAAGCAGCAGCAGAGCCGCCGUGGCAGUGCCUCACCGCCAACGUUUGCUCUUACUAGCACCGCAGCAGGAUCGUCGGCUCGGUUGGCCGCGACAGCUGUCAUCCCGGGCAUCCAGAGCGCCGAGGACGAGGUGAUGACGACGCCUGCGCCGGAAAGCGUCGGCAGCCGCGACGAUGGCGAUGACGAAGUAGAGGAACCCUGUUCACCAAUGGGCGUUCACGGUCGCCGUGCCCUUACGCGGCUCAACUGUGCUCAGGUAAACAGAAGCUCGGCAUCUGCCGGGUCGCGGCUGCAUCUGUCGCGCGCCUAUUCGGGCGAAAAGGAGGUGUUCACCACUACCACGGCGAUGACGACCACCGUCACGACUACGCUGAUGCACAUCAGCAAGUGCGGUCCUGAUGGAAUGCCCGCUGAGGCCAACGAAGUCGGCGACAGCGAGGUGCGGUACAGUAGUAGCAGCGCCAACACGAGUGAAAGCCACUUGCACCUUCACCACAGCCCUCGCGCUCCAGCGCAGCGCGGCAGCGCCUUCGACGUCUCGGACGAUGACGCCGACGACAGCGGCUCCAUCGCCGGCACCAGCACCCCGCUGUCCUUGCAGAAAACCAGUCAGCGGAACCCGCGCGUCCGCAAGGCACUUUCCGCCAACUUCACUGGCGCACCAGUAUCGGUGAAUGAGAGCAACAGCAGCGAGGGCAGGCAGGACUUCGCGGCAGGCGAGUGCAACAGCAGCCCCACCGCUACCGGGGGUGGCAAUGCGAUGGGCACGGCAGUCGCCAUGGACGGGCUUUUGGCCACGCGCUACGGCACUCAGUGCGCAUUCAACGAAGAAGGAGUGGCACCCCAGUCACCGACGACGGCGCACUCAUCCCCUGUCGUGGCCGGGGUCACAUCCCGUGCGUCAAGUCUUAGUGGCUGA
Messenger RNA from Leishmania mexicana MHOM/GT/2001/U1103, 1884 nucleotides. Its product is annotated as dual specificity phosphatase-like protein. Gene Ontology annotation, biological process: protein dephosphorylation; negative regulation of MAPK cascade. Gene Ontology annotation, cellular component: cytoplasm. NCBI's taxonomy places the organism in Eukaryota, Euglenozoa, Kinetoplastea, Trypanosomatida, Trypanosomatidae. The record is from RefSeq and is a predicted model, not a curated record. Gene Ontology annotation, molecular function: protein tyrosine/threonine phosphatase activity; MAP kinase tyrosine/serine/threonine phosphatase activity. The transcript has a single exon. Bases 1 to 1884 code for a protein of 627 amino acids.